AUGACUAAUCUUUUUAGAUUAUUGGUUCUUUCUUUUUCUUCAUCAUUAUACUUAUCAAGUCUUUUAUUCGUUUUUACGAUACUCUUUUUCAACUCAUCUAAAACGAUUCUGUUUUUAUUGGAUUCUUCUUUAAAUUCUCUUAAAAAAACUCUUUCCCAACUUUCUGUUUGGUUCAGAUUAUGGCAAAAAUAUUCAACAUCUUUAAUGACAUUUUCAAUAUCAGUUAAGAUGAUUUUAAUUGAGCAACAUCGGGCGACAUUUUUGGCUUCUUCUGUAUAUCCGUCUAAUUUUGCCACUACAAAAACACCAAAUGGCAUUAUAGGAAGCCUGAAAUAUGUAUAA
Molecule: messenger RNA, 342 nt
Organism: Dentiscutata erythropus
Lineage: Eukaryota; Fungi; Glomeromycota; Glomeromycetes; Diversisporales; Gigasporaceae
Source: the annotation of a GenBank genome assembly